Clarias gariepinus (North African catfish) is the source of this 6187-nucleotide messenger RNA. It is a transcript of the gene itga1, whose product is annotated as integrin, alpha 1. Bases 146 to 3685 code for a protein of 1179 amino acids. Lineage: Eukaryota; Metazoa; Chordata; Actinopteri; Siluriformes; Clariidae. The transcript is spliced from 30 exons. The record is from RefSeq and is a predicted model, not a curated record. Gene Ontology annotation, molecular function: integrin binding. Gene Ontology annotation, cellular component: external side of plasma membrane; integrin complex. Gene Ontology annotation, biological process: cell adhesion mediated by integrin; cell-cell adhesion; integrin-mediated signaling pathway.
CACACACACAGAAAGCACGCACCCACACACGCGCGCGCGCACACAACUUCUGGUGCCGCUGCGCUCUGUCUCGCUCUCGCGCUGUGUAACGGGAAGCAGCUUUUUAGACGCGCGAGACGGUACAAGACGCACGAGAGGACUCGAAAUGCGCACCGGGGAGCGAUGCUUAAGGCUCGCGGCGCUGCUCGCGCUGCCGUCGUGUUUGCUGUUCUUUAACGUGGACGAGAAGAACGGGAUGUCGUUCGAAGGGCCGAUAGAGGACAUGUUCGGCUACACCGUGCAGCAGUUCGAGAACAGCGAGGGGAAGUGGGUCCUGAUUGGUUCUCCUCUGACGGGCCAGCCAGCCAAGCGGACCGGAGACGUCUACAAAUGCCCCGUGGGUCACGGCAGAUCUUCCGGCUGUAUAAAAUUAGACUUGCCUGAAAGCACGACGAUCCCAAACAUACACGAAGUCAAAGAGAACAUGACGAUGGGCACGACGCUGGUGGCCAAUCCAGACGGGAAUGGAUUUCUGGCGUGCGGCCCUCAGUACGGCUACAUGUGUGGAAAUCAGCAGUACAUCACAGGCGUCUGCUCCAACAUCAGCUCCUCUUUCCAGGUGCUCAACUCCAUCGCCCCGACUGUCCGAGAGUGUACGCAGGACAUGGACAUCGUCAUCGUGCUCGAUGGAUCCAACAGCAUUUUCCCCUGGAAGGAAAUCACAAAGUUUCUGGUCAAGUUUCUGGGAAAGAUUGAAAUCCCUCCAGCCAGGGUGGGCAUCGUGUCAUACGGAGAUGACGUCGGCCACGUUUUUAACCUCAGCCAGUUCUCUACCACAGACGAGCUGGUUAAAAAUGCAGAGAAGAUUCCACAGAGACAGGGCUUGAAAACCAUGACAGCACUGGGUAUCGAUACGGCCAGGAAAGAGGCGUUCACUGCGGAGCGAGGAGCCAGACCGGGGGUCAAAAAAGUCAUGGUGAUUGUCACAGAUGGAGAGUCACAUGAUGACUACAGACUAAAAGAUGUCGUCAAUGACUGCGAGAAGGACGGGAUUGAGAGGUUCGCUAUCGCUGUUCUUGGUGAUUAUCGCCGGCAAAAUAAAAGCAAAGAGCAAGUGAAUACGUUCAUUAACCAGAUCAAAUCCAUUGCAAGCAAUAAAAUGGAAGAUCAUUUCUUCAACGUGGAAGACGAAGCAGCCCUCGUCAACAUCGUCGACGCUCUAGGGAGCAAAAUCUUUGCCUUGGAAGGUACAUCUGGGAAUCACACGUCGUCUUUUGAGAUGGAGAUGUCUCAGUCAGGAUUCAGCGCUCACACGUCUAGGGCGGGUGUGAUGCUCGGCGCAGUCGGGGCGUACGAUUGGAACGGCACCGUCGUCAUGCAGUUGGCCGAUCGGUUCGUCGUGCCCAAAAACAACACCUUCCACAACCCUAAUGUGGAGAGGUACCAAGGCAUGGCCGGAUACGUGGGUUACGACGUGCAGUCAGCAUAUACAGAAUCUGGAGUUCUCUACAUCGCCGGAGCUCCCAGAUACAACCACACCGGCCGGGUUAUUGUGUACCGCUUCAACGGGGAGAACGUCACGGUCACGCAGAACCUCGAAGGAGAACAGAUCGGUUCAUACUUUGGCAGCGUCCUCCAAACACUGGACGUGAACAAUGACUCAUACACAGACCUCCUGCUGGUGGGAGCGCCCAUGUUCAUGGGGCCUGAGAGAGACGAACAGGGACAGGUCUACGUCUACAAGCUCGAGGAGGGCAUGUUCAAACUCGAGAUGAUCCUGCGGCCGGUAAACCAGACAUGCUGCACAGCGCACUCACACGCUUCCUGUACGAGUGUGAAUAAGAAUGAGCCAUGUGGCGCUCGCUUCGGUACGGCCAUCGCCGCUGUCCCGGAUCUCAACCUGGACGGCUAUAAUGAUGUAGUGAUUGGGUCACCACUGGAGAAUGACCACCGUGGGGCAGUGUACAUCUACCAUGGCACUGAGCACACAAUACGAGAAAAAUACGUCCAGCGCAUAGCUUCUGGAGGUGACGGCGAGAAGAUGAAGUUCUUCGGUCAGUCCAUCCACGGAAUCAUGGACUUAAACAAUGACGGAAUUAUAGACGUCACCAUCGGGGGUAUUGGAGGCGCUGCACUGUACUGGUCUCGGGAUGUUGCUGAACUCCAUGCCACUAUGAGCUUCGAUGCCAACAAAAUCAACGUGCAGCAGCCGAACUGUCAGGUCCACAGCAAAGAAACAGUGUGUGUGAUGACAAAAGUGUGUUUCACGUACCUUAUCAAGUCUGAAAAAAAGACCAAGUCAAAGACACUGAUCCACUACACUCUGACUCUUGAUUCUCUGCGUGCCAUUGCGAGAGGAAGAUUUAAAGAUACAGAUGAGAGAAGAAUCCACAAGAACGUCAGCAUCAUAAACAAACAAUGCAUUAACCUCUCCUUCUACAUGUCGGAAAAAUUAGACUUCAGGGAUCCUCUGAUGGUGUCGCUGGACUUCGGGUUAGUGAAUGUAGACGGCGGCCCGGUGCUGGAUGGAACUUUACCAACAUCACUCAAUAAAACGCUUGCUUUAGUAGACUGUGGAAAUGCUGAGAAGUGCACCGCUGAUUUACACCUCCAAGCCACAUCGAAUGUCAGCAGCCUCAUCAUUAAGGCCGACCAGGAGAAGUUCAGCGUCAACAUUAAGAUCUCGAACAGUAAAGAUAAUGCCUACAACACCAAGGUCACACUCAGCACCACGGAAAACAUCAACUACGUCAAAGUGGAGCCUAAAGAGAAAGACUGUGAGGUGAAUCACACUAAGACCGUGUGUGCAGUAGGAUACCCCUUCCUCAAAUCCGACGCAAGCGAAGAAUUCCAGAUCCUCUUCGAGGUCAAUCCAUCUCACAUCCGCAAAGACAUCGUCAUCAACAUUACCGCGUCCACUGAUAGCGAAGAGCACAAGCUUGAGGAUAACUUUAAACAGAUCACCAUCCAGGUGAAAUAUGAAGCCAGGCUGAAGUUCACUGUGAAGAGACACAUAAAGGAAGAACAUAUCAUCGUGAAGGAAGGAGAAACAGCCCCGAGCACCAUCAACGACGUCAGCAUGAUUGGAGAGGACAUGAACAUCACUUAUGAGAUUGAGGGAGGUGCCGAGAUGCAGAGUCCUCCUCUCAGUCUGACCAUCACGUUUCCAUUUAAGACAGGGUCUAAAAACUUCCUGCUCUAUUUGACUAGCAUCAAAGCAACAGCUAAUAUCGAGUGUAAAGCAGAUGUUAACCCUCUAAAUAUCAACCAUAACCAUUCGAUCACCCACAAAGUGAAAGCUGAGACACUCAGUGACUAUCUGAUGAGGUGUAAUGAGUCGGCAAACCCCUGCGUGUCAUUCAGGUGUGAAAUUCCUGCUGCCAAGUUUAACCAAAUCAACAUCACCUUCAGAGUCUGGAAGCAGACGUUUAUCAUGGGCGAGUUUUCCAGUCUCAUCUUAACGGUUCACGCUAAACUGAAGAUUAAGGACAUGGAUUACUUCCAGUUAAACAAAAACGAUGAAAGCAGAGAGGUGACUGUGCAAAUCUCGAAAAAGUCCCGGAGUGGAAUUCCUCUGUGGAUCAUCAUCCUGAGCAUCCUCAUAGGACUACUAAUACUGGCACUAGUUAUAUUCUGUCUUUGGAAGUUCGGCUUCUUUAAAAGAAAAUCAAUGGAAGACAUGAAGGAGGAUAUGAAAGACAGUUAAAGGCUCCAGUCUUCAGGUCUGCAGCCUUCCAAAGCCCUCAGGUCGAACUCACACUCACGGACCCACAGAGACGCUACGCAUUACAGUUGAACAGAAUGGACCAGAAGCGUCACCGACGUCCACCUGAACAUCUUGAGAGUCUAGAUUGUUUGGAUUUUCAAGAUGGUUUCUCAAGACGGCUUCCCAUCACCAGUUGGAUUUGUGUUGUGUUGUCAUCUUUAUUCAUUCUUUAUGCCUUUCAAAAUCCCAGCACAGGUGCUCUGCAUUUCAACAUUGCAAUAAGAUAGUAUAAACUAUCGAACCGAAAAAUACAGCUUUUUUUUAUUUAAUCUUAGUAAUAUACAGCAGAUAAACAAAUAAAAAUAUGAACGAUUGAUGAUUGACGGUCAUUUAGGUGUUUUAAACUCUAUGAUGUUAACUGGCCGCUUCUUUAAGACACGGCUUCUUUCCUUAUUAUAUGUGCCUUCACCGUCUAGCAACGUAUUGUACGUAUAAAAAAAAAAAGAUGGAAAAAAAUUAAAAUAAAUUAAAGGUCUGCAACAACAAAGUGCCAACUAUAACAAAUAUAAGGCAAAUAAUUUUUUUCUUACUGUUAAACACAUUGCAUUCGAGGUCAGUAUGUAGCUAGUUUUUCUGUCCUUAUAGACAAUUAAGCGUCCUUUAGCACACUUCUCUGCUUCGAAGCUAUGAAGCGUUUGACACUGAUCUCCAUCACAUCCUUCUGAGUUUUUCCUCACCUAAGUGCUGGGGAUCUGACUGAUUGUACUGUAAAUGUAUAUAAGAGUAAAAUUGUAUAUAAAGAGACAUUAUCUGUAAAUGAACUAAUAUCCAAAUGAUCGAUUAACCCUUGUUCAUCAAUAGAGGUUUAGAUUAGUUUGCUCAAAAAGAAAUCUUAAAAUUGAAAACAAGUCCGUCCCAUUUUAUAUAACUUUUUUUUUUUAUUACAUUCUGCUUAAAAAUAGCCUAGUAGUAACAAAUCCUAUUAUUAGUUUUAUAAUAUCGUUUAGUUUUAUGUAUCGUUUUAGCUCUCGAUUUGGGCUUAAACAUGUGCUGAUAACAAGCUUGAUGCUUUAUUCAUCCAUUCCCUAGACCUUAAGUGUGUGUAGGGAUGUGGGGUGGGCCAAGGGGUGUUUGAGCCAUGCUUGGUCCAGAUUUCAGUAUCCUGAUUAAAACUAAUGAGCUGGCAGAGCACCACCUGAAGGUCACGGCUGUACAGUAGGUGGUGACCACUGUAUUUUUCUCCUUUUUACAACCACGGCAGGACCUCCAGUCAGCAUUAACACACUCAUUGUGAACCAUUGCUACAUAGAUAAAUCGGAUGCAAUGGGGCAUCUCAUUGUUUCCAGGGUCUCCACUUUGAUCCUGACCUCAGGUUACCAUCUGUGUUAAGUGUCACAUGUUUCCUGUUCCAUCCAUUGUCCAAAAACUUGCAGAUACAUGGACUGGCGGACCUAACUUUUUCCUAGGUGUGUAUCUGGUGCCCUAAUGAUGACAUGGCGUCCCAGUUCCAGCCUCUACGCAACCCAAAACAUGAGAUAGACAGGAUAUCUGGAAGCUUUUCGAACAUCAAUAUAGAGUAGUAGCAAUAUACUACACACCUAUUAGAUUUAGUUUGAUCCUUGCUGUUCUUCUCUUUAGUCCGUAUAGAUUUUUUACAAAUUACAUUUUUAAUUUAUAUAUGUUUGCAUUUAAGGUGGUAAAAUGUUGCUGUUCUUUUAUGAUCCUGCAGGUGGCGUGCUCUAAACUACUAACACAGUACAGUGCGGUAGGAGCAUUAUCAAUAUCGAAUCACAAUAUUUAUAAAAUCAAAUCGCCAGCUAGGUAUCGUGAUAAAACCGUAUCGGGUCAUCCCAGGUGAUUAAUUGUAUAUCUUUUAUGCAGUUCGAUGAUUUGUGCUCUUGUCCUUUUAUAACAAUAUGUUUUUCACAACUCUCUCUACCAAGUUGCUGUUUGUAUAACUUCCUUCAUGCGCUCGAGUUGUGUGCACAUAGUGUGUUGUACAAUCCGUUGUUGUUAUUCAGCAUUGUUUAUAAAUAUCCUGUUCGGGAAUUACAUUUUUUAUUCUAAUGUCUUUGAUGUUUUAAUGACUCAAUUAUUCAGGUCUAGAUUGUAGCUCUUUCUCUUGUUGUUACAUUUUUGAUUCAGCCUUUCAUGUUUUUGUUACUUUGUUAAAACACACACGUGCUCUAUAUUGAAUUUUGUUUGCUUAUAUUACAUUCGAGCUCAUCCCUGUUGGUGUCAGAACUCCACUGCUGCAAGCACAUGUAUUAAGUAUAGGCACGUUUAGGGUGUGAGAAAGAGAGAUUCUGUUUGUUUGUGUGUGUGUGUGUUUGAACUCACUGCUGUGAACCAGGUAAUGCACUGUUUUUUUUUUGUUUGUUUGUUUUUGUUUUUGUCAUUCUGUGUAUAUAUCCUUCCUUAUACCACGGAUUUGAAAAGAAUUGCACAUUAUGUCUGUUUAAAAAUAUGCACAUAAAAUAAAUGUCUUUUUUUAUGAACUUA